This is a messenger RNA of Oncorhynchus nerka (sockeye salmon), 3049 nucleotides long. Its product is annotated as polycomb protein suz12-A-like. The coding region runs from base 599 to 3049 and encodes 816 amino acids. Gene Ontology annotation, cellular component: RSC-type complex; ESC/E(Z) complex; nucleus. The transcript is spliced from 18 exons. The record is from RefSeq and is a predicted model, not a curated record. Lineage: Eukaryota; Metazoa; Chordata; Actinopteri; Salmoniformes; Salmonidae. Gene Ontology annotation, molecular function: chromatin DNA binding.
UUAUUGAGUUCAGGGAGUUUAUGCCUGAUAUGUGGAGGAAAAAAAACGGUCAAUUUGACUGUUUCCUAGAAGCUCUCAGGAAAAUUGUACUAAAUGGUUCAUUUGCGUAGAGUUUUGUAGCUUUACCAAACCAACAUAGCGGCUAGCCUAGCUAGCAUUAUUUCAUGGCAUCUUUCCAACUCACCUUAUUUGUUGUGAUAUCUACAGCGAUUCAGCAGGUCCAGCUAACAAGCUAGCUCGGGGAUAGCAUAACCAGCUAACUGACGUUCAGUAGGAAACAUAGCUACACAGAGAUAGCUAGGUGAACGUGCCGGGUGCUUGCUAACUUCUCUAAUUUCGUGCGUUCUUGCGAUUUAAUCGAAAUAGUUUCUCUGACGAACUUUUUUCUAGCCAACAAACAAUGCAUUUCUACAACAAGUCUAAUGUUUAUUCCAUGAAUUUGACCAGAAGAUAGCUAGCUAACUUUGCUGGCUAACACCGCCUGGCUAGCUUCAGCUUGCUCGUUUUUGGUAACGUUACUCUUUGUUUUGACAAAGGACUUGACAUUUUUUUCUUCCAUAUUUGGAAUAUACCUGGGACAUUUAGUAUUUCCGGGGCCAUGUCUCCCCAGAAGCACGGUUCUUCUGACGGCGGCAACAACGUAUCGGGUCCCGCUGUGGGAUACGUUGGUACCGGUGGCGGCAGAGCGAACGGCCGUGUCUACCACCACCAGACAACUGCAGUUGUGAUGCCCGCAGCCAAGAAGCCGAAAAUGGAACUGGUUCAAGCCGAUCAUGAGUUGUUCUUGCAGGCAUUUGAAAAACCGACCCAGAUCUACAGGUUUCUCAGAACAAGGAACUUGAUAGCGCCCAUAUUUCUGCACAGAACCCUCACCUACAUGUCCCACAGAAACUCCAGAACAAACGCCAAACGGAAGUCCUCCAGGGUGGAUCACCUGCUGUACAGAGUGGAGAAGAAGAGGGCUGAGCAGAAGGCACACAGCCUGGCUUCACACCUGCAACUCACCUUCACUGGGUUCUUUCAUAAAGUCGAGAAGACAUCAGUAGACUCAGAGAAUGAGCAGAACUCUGUUUCUCUAGAGGUGCUGCUGGUUAAAGUCUGUCACAAGAAGAGGAAGGAUGUGAGCUGUCCAGUGAAACAGGUUCCUACAGGGAAGAAACAGGUGCCUCUGAACCCAGACAGCAGCACUCCCAGCAGUCAGCCCAAGCCGGGCUCCUGUCCUUCUCUGGUGGUGUCCAGUAGUGAGUUUGAUGCCAGCAACGGCCACACGGUUAAGUCCUACUCCCUGUUGUUCAGAGUGUCUGGACCAGGCAGGACGCAGCACAACGGACUGGUCAAUGGACAGACCAAUGAGAAUAUAGAGGAUGUGUGUAACAGGAAGAAGAGAAGCUCUACCGUCAGACAAGAAGUUGGAGAAACGACGUUCGUAGCUCAGAUGACUGUGUUUGAUAAGAACAGGCGUCUGCAGUUGUUAGAUGGAGAGUAUGAGGUGUCUAUGCAGCAGAUGGUGGACUGUCCUGUCAACAAGAAGAGAGCCACCUGGGAAACGAACCUGGAUGGAAAGCUCCUCCCUCCGUUUGAGACAUUCUCCAAGGGUCCUACUCUCCAGUUCACACUGCGUUGGACAGGCGAGCCCAGUGAUAGGUCCACGGCCCCUGUGGCCAAACCCCUCGCCACGCGGAACGCUGACGCUAGCAGCCUGACCUCCGACCCUAAGCCCUGCUCCCUCAGACCCACUCAGACCGUAGCUGUGAAAGACUCCUUCAGCAGUACAGAGUUUCAGAUGAGACAAGAACACACACUUGAGGAACCAAGUGACAAUCUACGCAUAUUCUACCAGUUCCUGUAUAACCACAACACACAGCAGCAGACCGAGGCUAGAGAUGACCUCCACUGUCCCUGGUGCACUCUGAACUGUAGGAUACUCUACAGUCUCCUCAAACACCUCAAACUGGCCCACAGCAGAUUCAUCUUCAACUAUGUGCCCCACCCUAAAGGAGCGAGGAUAGACGUAUCUAUUAAUGAGCGUUACGACGGGGUGCACGCUGGGAAUCCUCGGGAUAUUCACAGUCAGCCCGGCUUCGCCUUCAGCAGGAACGGACCCGUCAAGAGAUCCCCCAUCACACACAUCCUCGUCUGCAGACCGAAGCGUCUCCUCCCCCCCAGUCUGUGUGAGUUCCUGGAGGCUGAUGGAGGAGAGGGAGACCAGCAGAGAAUCAUCCCAGGUCACAACCGUCUCUACUUCCGCUCAGACAGCUGUACCCCCAAAACACCCCAGGAGGUAGAUCACGACAGUGAGGAUGAGACAGACCCCUUCUGGCUCCGAGAGAGGACCAUCAUGCAAAUCCAGGAGUUUACUCUGAACGAUGGACAGAAGGAGGUGAUUUAUGGAACCUUCACGUUAAAAGCGUUGCUGUGUGAUCGUUCUCUAGACGUUGCUGUGUGUCGUUCUCAGCAACAGCUUCUGAGACGUUGCUGUGUGUCGUUCUCUAGACGUUGCUGUGUGUCGUUCUCUAGAGCGUUGCUGUGUCGUUCUCUAGACGUUGCUGUGUGUCGUUCUCAGACGUUGCUGUGUGUCGUUCUCAGCGUUGCUGUGUGCCGUUCUCUAGACGUUGCUGUGUGUCGUUCUCUAGACGUUGCUGUGUGUCGUUCUCUAGACGUUGCUGUGUGUCGUUCUCUAGACGUUGCUGUGUGUCGUUCUCUAGACGUUGCUGUGUGUCGUUCUCUAGACGUUGCUGUGUGUCGUUCUCUAGACGUUGCUGUGUGUCGUUCUCUAGACGUUGCUGUGUGUCGUUCUCUAGACGUUGCUGUGUGUCGUUGCUGUGUGUCGUUCUCUAGCGUUGCUGUGUGUCGAAGCUUCAUCAGACGUUGCUGUGUGUCGUUGACCUCAGACGAUAGACACGUUGCGUGUCGUUCUCAGACGUUUGCUAUGAUGGAUGGAAACGUUGCUGUGUGUCGUUCUCUAGAUGUGUCGUUCUCUAGGCGUUGCUGUGUUCGUUCUCAGAAUCCGUUCAUAGGCGUUGCUGUGUGUCGUUCUCUAGACGUUUAA